Fonsecaea nubica is the source of this 1470-nucleotide messenger RNA. RefSeq lists its product as hypothetical. Lineage: Eukaryota; Fungi; Ascomycota; Eurotiomycetes; Chaetothyriales; Herpotrichiellaceae. The transcript is spliced from 2 exons. The record is from RefSeq and is a predicted model, not a curated record. Gene Ontology annotation, molecular function: aldehyde dehydrogenase (NAD+) activity. Bases 1 to 1470 code for a protein of 489 amino acids.
AUGGGUAGCGCCGAAUCACUGAACCCCAAAGACUUCACCAAACUCUACCUCAAUGGAGAAUACGUCAGUGCACAAAGCACGGAAACGUACGCUCUAUUCAACCCCAAGGAUAAUACCAAGGUCGUGGACGGCGUCCCCGUGGCAAGAGCUGCCGAUGUUGAUUUGGCCGUGUCCUACGCCGAGGCGGCAUUUCGAGGGCCAUGGAGCAAAUUCUCUGCCAUGCAGAGGACCGAGUGUCUUCUCAAGCUGGCAGCACUCGUUGAAGACAAACUAACGCCCAUCCUCACACUCGACUCCCUCACUUCUGGGAAUCCAGUGUCUCUAAUUCCUACAAGAGAGAAAAACUACAUCAAGAACUGUAUCCUCUACUACGCCGGUUGGACGGAUAAGCUCAAGGGGGAUUAUUUUCCUGCCGACGAUGGAUUUGUUAAGCUCGUUCGUCAUGAACCUUUGGGCGUGUGUGCAGCUAUCAAUCCGUUCAACGCUCCCGUGGCGACCAUGAUGCUCAAGCUGGCACCAUGUUUAGCUACCGGAAAUGUCAUGAUCGUUAAGCCGUCGGAAAAGACACCUCUAGGAUCCCUUGCCAUUGCCCCGCUCUUCGAACAAGCUGGGUUUCCUGAGGGCGUCGUCCAGGUCCUCCCUGGAGACGGACAGACCGGUGCUUUACUAGCAAGCCAUAACCGCAUCAACAAGAUCAGUUUUACAGGCAGUGUGCCCACCGGCAAGAGAAUUCAGAUGGCGGCAGCACAGAGUAACCUCAAGCGCGUCACCCUUGAGCUUGGAGGUAAGAGCCCUGCGCUUGUUUUCGACGACUGCAACAUCGAGAAUGCCGUUACCUGGACCACGAAUGCUAUCCUGGCUCGGUCGGGGCAAGUCUGCGUCGCCGCAACAAGAAUCUACGUCCAAAAAUCUAUUGCGGAUCGCUUUGUCGAAAAGUACAUCGAGAGGAUGAAAGCGGCAGCAUCUGAUCUAGGCGAUCCCCAAGAUCUCUCGGUCAAGCUAGGACCACUGGUAGACGCAGGACAAUUCGACCGUGUCCUGAAUAUGGUGGAGCGUGCAAAGUCACAAGCUGACCUGGUCGUGGGCGGGGUCCGGCACGGAGAGACCGGCUGCUUCAUGGAACCUACCGUGUUUCUCAACCCUCAACCCGAUGCGGAGAUCUAUAAGAAUGAGGUCUUCGGUCCCGUGGCCGUGAUCAGGACGUUUGAGACGGAGGAGGAAGUAGUUGGCUGGGCUAACGAGUCUGACUAUGGCCUGAUGUCUGGGGUCUUUACCCGGGAUAUCACUAGAGCCAUGCGGGUUUCAGCACAAGUGGAUUCAGGGGUGGUAGGCAUCAACUGUGUGAGUUACAUGAAUAUGCAGGUCCCGUUCGGAGGACGAAAACAGUCGGGUAUCGGCAGAGAAAUGGGUGAAUAUGCGCUCAGGGCAUAUACCGAGCCCAAGACGGUCUUGAUCAAUAUGAAUGCUUGA